This is a messenger RNA of Acanthochromis polyacanthus (spiny chromis), 3117 nucleotides long. RefSeq names its product mesoderm induction early response 1b, transcriptional regulator (gene mier1b). Gene Ontology annotation, cellular component: nucleoplasm. The record is from RefSeq and is a predicted model, not a curated record. Bases 75 to 1619 code for a protein of 514 amino acids. The transcript has 13 exons. Gene Ontology annotation, molecular function: transcription corepressor activity; histone deacetylase binding. NCBI's taxonomy places the organism in Eukaryota, Metazoa, Chordata, Actinopteri, Pomacentridae. Gene Ontology annotation, biological process: negative regulation of transcription by RNA polymerase II.
AUACUGCAUGUGGGCGGGGCUCCACAUCCGGGAACUGUCGCUGACCCCUGACGUGACCCUGCAGGAUUGCAAACAUGGCGGAGCCCUCCCUCGGGAAUGCGAGCCCAGGAGGUUCAGCAGGUUCCGACGACCAUGAUUUCGAUCCAUCAGCUGACAUGCUCGUCCAUGACUUUGACGACGAACGAACCCUGGAGGAGGAAGAAAUGUUGGAGGCAGCAGACGAGACCAACGCCAAUGAGAUUGAGGAUCUUGCACGGGAGGGUGAGAUGCCCAUUCAUGAGCUGCUGAGUCUCUACGGUUACGGGGGCAGAUCGCCAGCAGAUGAGGAUGAGGAGGAAGAGGAAGAACCUGAGGAAGAAGAGGAUGAGGAGGAAGAGGAUGAGGAAGAGGACCUCGAUAAUGAUGAGAGCAGCAGAAGCACUGGUGAACUGAAAAGAAACGAGGGUGAGGAUGUGAAGAACUCGUCGGGUCAGGCCGGUGAAGCUCAGUCAACUUCUGAGGGUCGCACACGCUCAGUCCGGUCGCUUGGCACAGCAGAACUCAUUCGUCCUCAGAAACUAAAGUACUUUGAAAGUAAUAAUGAUGCAGAGGAGGAGUCGGAUGAGGAUGAGGACUAUGUUCCAUCUGAAGACUGGAAAAAGGAGAUUAUGGUGGGUUCCAUGUAUCAGGCAGAAACUCCUGCUGGUCUGUGUAAAUAUAAAGACAAUGAGAAAGUUUAUGAAAACGACGACCAGUUGUUGUGGAACCCCGAGUGUCUUCCUGAAGGGAAAGUUGUGGAAUUCUUGACAGAAGCAUCGAGGAGAACAGGAGAUGAGAAAGGGGUGGACGCAAUCCCAGAGGGAUCCCAUAUCAAAGAUAACGAACAGGCAUUGUAUGAACUCGUGAAAUGUGACUUUGACACAGAGGAAGCUUUAAGAAGACUAAGAUUUAAUGUAAAAGCAGCCAGAGAGGAAUUAUCUGUCUGGACCGAAGAAGAAUGUAGAAAUUUUGAACAAGGACUAAAAGCUUAUGGCAAAGACUUUCAUUUAAUACAGGCCAACAAGGUGAGAACUAGGUCUGUAGGAGAAUGUGUGGCCUUUUAUUACAUGUGGAAGAAGUCUGAGCGUUAUGAUUUCUUUGCACAGCAAACCAGACUUGGGAAAAGGAAAUACAACCUUCACCCUGGUGUCACAGACUACAUGGACAGAUUACUGGAUGAGACGGAGAGCGCAGCAUCGAGUAGAGCAGCUUCACCUCCUCCCACCACCUCCAGCAGCAGCACCAGCCACUCAGAGAGGGAAGACAGCAGCAGUCAGAACGGUAUUACAAGCCACAACUCCACCCACCCAGUGGAUGGCGCUCCGUUGCCUCCAGCAAAUCAAGUCAAGCUUGAGGGCGUUCAGUCCAACGGUCCUUCACAUCCGCUAGCAGAAGCUCCUCCUCCGGUUUCAGACAACAACUCCAACGGUUGCAGCCAACCCACCGCUCCCAGCCACGACAGAAACGGCUCUCUGGAGCCUCUUCUGGACCACAGAGACACGGCAGCGAUGGCUCAUGACCGGCCGGCCAAGAGGUGCAGGACGGAGGCAGAACCUUUAGGCCAAAGCGAGAUGGAACCAUCCAGAGUGCAGGAGAACUGAAGGCUGCCCGGCUCAGCAGUGUUGACUAACAGACUCUGGUUUGGGCUGAAAAAUUAGUUGCUACUUCUCCACCAGUGGGUAGUUUACGGGAGUGGAGGAUGAGGAGGAUCGACCCGUGAGCACAGCAGAGACUCACUUUGAGGUCGAUGAAAAUCAGCAGCUGGUCGUCCAGGAGGGGCAGCAGAGGCCCCAGCUCAGCCCCGCCCCUCCAUCAUCCAUGUACCGACCACCCACUCAGCUCAUCCCAAAGCACCACAGCCAGAUCAUGUCCGACAAAACAUCUUCUACCCAUCAUCUCCCUUUUUGGAGACUGACAAAAUUUUGCCAAGAAUUUCCUUUUUCUAUUUGUACUUUAAAGAAAGUAAAUCACCUGUGAUAUUUUUUUACACGAGAGAUAUUUAUAUUUUUUAACGCAAAAAAAAAAAUCUAACGAUGGGUCAUUGCUGUUAAAGCCAUUUGUUUGCUGUUAAGGAUUUGAUCAUGGGACAGGACAUGUUUUAAACGAUUACGUGCUUAAGUUGUCGAAAAGAUGCAGAUUAGGCAGAAACAGGAGCCGCUAGCUCUCUUUAGUUGCACUUUGAUUGUAUGUGUCUCAUCUUUGUUGAUGAGUGUCAGAACCCAGCAGAAAUACAUUUUCACUCCCUCACUUCUUUCUCUGUCAUCGCCGUAUGUUUUAGGUAAAUAAACCGACGGGUUAGCCCCCCCUGCAGGUUUGUUUGUGUAAAGCAGCUGACAUCAGUGAUGUCCUGUAAUAUAACUGGUGUAGAAGAUCUCUGUAUUUUUGGAUUUUCAUAGUCAGUGCUUUGCUCAACGCUUUGUUUUUACUAGACAGAAUGUUUGUGACUUUUAAUGUAAAGUUUGUAUAGAUUUCUUACCUUGAGCAGUUGGUACAUUUUUUAUAACCGUCUGUCUGUUCAUCUCUGUAUUUUCUGGUCUUCCUUGUUAGGCUGUGCUUUUUGUUGGGAAGCUGUUUCGCCUUUUGUUUCUCUGAGAUGGAUGUAAUAAAAAAAGUAGCCAUUCCAGUUCCCCUCUCUGUUUGGCAGUACUUCUCAUUCCUGUGCUCAAACCUCGACAGUUUGCUGCAGAAAAAGCCCCACGUUGUGGUUCUGUGUGCUGCUUAUUCAGAAUGCUUAGUUUCCAGCAGUAUCUGCUGUGGUUCCUCAGUAAGUGUCUUCAGAGCCGUGGAUCUCCAGCAGUUUAACACGCCUGUUUGACGUGAACGUGUGACCUGGAAGACUUGUUUUGGUACAGUAGCUGUUCGGCUUAAUGCGUAAAUGUUUUACUUUGUACUCCAGCUUUUGAACUUACAUUCAGAAAUUAAGAUAAGUUUGUCUCCAAUAAUGUUGAUCCAUGUAGUCCUUCUUUUUUUGUUUUUUUGACAGUGAUGUCCUUUUUUUUUCUCUGUAAAUGAUGACAUGAAUAAUAAAAAUGAAGUGUAUUCCAAGACUGACUAUGAAUUGAGUAACAUUGGCUAUAUUUAAUAAAUGUAUUAAUGAAU